AUGUCCUCCGAGAAGAUGACUACGCCCAAGCCGGGUAUGUCGCUCUAUGCGAAUUUGCUCGACACUCACGAGAGCGCCUCCAUCUCGCGCGCGCCGGUAGUCUUCAAACAAGCUACAGACGCUUCCCAAGAUGACCCUGCCAUGAAGAAGCAGCAGAUAAGUGCCGCUUCUCUACGAUUUCAGCCCACAAAAAGACCACAGCUGCCUUCUCAGAGACUAAAGGCGAAAUCCGGCAUCUCGAAGCCGCCUGUUAUCAUAAGCUCAGCAAGUCCUGCAACCCCAGACCAGGGUACUACGAGUGGUGCGGUAACCGCGGGCCGUCCAACUGGGAAGUCGACGCUUGCAGAUUGGACGGCCACGGCGGACGAUGACGACGUUAAUGGAUACUAUGGAGGAGAAAAGAGGCAACGCGGUGGUAGGAAGAAACGGAAAAAGAAUUACGAGUCUGAGGUCAUUCUACAGAACUGGGAUGAUAUCUACGAUCCAACGCGCCCCAACAGCUAUGAGGCAUACAAGCAUAGCGAUGAGAAGAUACAAGAGGUUAGAGAGUGGAAGGAUCGGCUGUAUGCCCAUCGCCUGGCGCAGCAGUAUAACAGCGAUUCGGACAGUGAUGAGGAGCGGUCGAGGCUGCAAAUGAACAGACAAUUUGCUCCUCCCCCAUCAUUUGCGCCACCACCGAACCUGAAUGCGCCCCCGGAAGAGUCUCCAGAACCUGAACGUACCUUCUCGGAAGCUGUCCCACAGCCUGCCGUAGAAAUUCCUGAUGAUUCAACCGGCGAAGAGGCGUACGCGCGACGCUUACGCCUGAGUGCGAACAUCAACCAGCCAGAACCAUCCCCUCAACCCUCACAACCAUCACAGCUAUCACAACCAUCACCUACAGAUGAGGCUCCCGCAUCGACGGCUCCGACUAGCCAGAACUCCAAUACAGCCACCAUAUCCCGCCCUCCUGUUCGAUACGCAUUACCUGCGGCACCGGGAGAUCUUCCUGCUACCGAAGCUGAACUUGAAGCGACUUUAGCGAAUGAGCAAGAAGAUGUAAACAAGGAAGGAGAUGAAGAUGCCCCUCGCUCCCUCAGACCAGGCCAGAAGGGCUUCGCUGAGCGACUGCUAACUAAAUACGGCUGGACAAAGGGCUCUGGCCUUGGAGCGAAUGAAUCCGGCAUAGUCAACCCGCUCCAGGUCAAAGUACAAAAACAAAAGAAGAAAUCAGAUUCGGAAGGACGCGGGGUUGCUCCGCCCGGCGGCCCGAGGGGUAAAAUCGUCGGUGGUGGCAGAAAACAGGAAGAGCAAGGGAAAUUUGGCCCCAUGUCUGACGUUGUUAUUUUGCAUGGAAUGGUAGACGGACUGGACUUGGAUGCGGAGCUAGAAUCGGGCGAGUUAAUGCAGGAGAUUGGAGAUGAGUGCGGCGAAAAGUACGGUCGUGUUGAGCGAGUUUACAUUGAUCGAAAUAGCAAAGACAGGAUUCCUGUCUUUAUUAAAUUUACCAAUCAACUAUCUGCUUUGCGGGCGGUUAAUGCACUCGAGGGCCGAAUAUUCAAUGGUAAUACAAUAACAGCCCGCUUUUUCGAUAGCGAGAGUUUCGAAGAGGGAAGAUAUGAUUAG
This is a messenger RNA of Trichophyton rubrum CBS 118892, 1605 nucleotides long. RefSeq lists its product as uncharacterized. The record is from RefSeq and is a predicted model, not a curated record. Lineage: Eukaryota; Fungi; Ascomycota; Eurotiomycetes; Onygenales; Arthrodermataceae. Gene Ontology annotation, biological process: mRNA cis splicing, via spliceosome. Gene Ontology annotation, molecular function: RNA binding. Bases 1 to 1605 code for a protein of 534 amino acids. Gene Ontology annotation, cellular component: precatalytic spliceosome. The transcript has 5 exons.